Messenger RNA from Penicillium canariense, 1359 nucleotides. RefSeq lists its product as uncharacterized. The coding region runs from base 1 to 1359 and encodes 452 amino acids. The transcript is spliced from 4 exons. The record is from RefSeq and is a predicted model, not a curated record. NCBI's taxonomy places the organism in Eukaryota, Fungi, Ascomycota, Eurotiomycetes, Eurotiales, Aspergillaceae.
AUGGACUUGUACCGCCAUUUGAAGGGACUAGCCUGGGGCUUUGUUCAGGGCACUGGGGACGAGGAUGUAUUUGAUCCUGCGAUACAUCUUAGUUAUGUUCCGCCCGAGAGGAAAUUCACUAUGGAAGAGCUACAGCUAGUACAAAGUGAAACGGCAUCUCCAAUCGCAGGGACGGUUCCGUUCCCCUUAUUAUCGACCGAGGGUGUUAAAGCCUAUCGAAGGGCGAUGUUCCAGCAAGACGUCCUCAAUCACUGUGCAAGCUCUCCUUUCCCAGGGACAUUAGUUCUCCGAGAUGCAGUGAGAUACUCGAAGUUCGUUAGAGACUUUUGGACACACCCAGUAACUCUUCGAAUUGUCUCUGAAGCUGCCGGUAUUCCAUUGGAAAUCAUCAUGCCCACAGAGAUCGGGCACACAAACAUACAAGUAAAGGGAUCGACAAUAUCUGAAAUGAAAAACAACCUGACGACAGAACCCACACUUGAAAGAGUCAUUCUGAGUCCUGAAGACCGAGAAUAUGAUCCCUUGAAAGAUGCUAGCGCUAUAAUACCCUGGCACUAUGACUCCUAUCCCUACGUCUGUGUCUUGAUGUUGAGUGAGACAGACGGUAUGAUCGGAGGAGAAACAUAUAUAAAGAGAGGGGAUGGGACAGCUCAAAAGGUUGAAGGACCACAGAUCGGACACGCCGUGAUGCUCCAAGGGGGUGAGGUUGAACAUCUGGCUGCGCGAGCGAAGGGCGUCAAGGAGCGUAUAUCCACCAUUACUUCAUAUCGAUCGAGGCAUCCAACCGUGUACGACUCGAGCUUCAUGACGAAUAUUCGCCCAUACGCCGAUCUUAACUCGCUCUACCCUGAGUGGAUAACUUAUCGGCUCCGAAAACUAAAUGAUGAAAUCACCUACUAUCUGAAUAGAGUGGAGAAGGAGCCGCAGUUUGCCCUGGACUUACAGAGUCUAGAGGAUCUAAUCAACAAGCAGGUCUCUUACCUGCAACAGACCUCGAGACAGAUGAUCGCCCCUGGAUUUGAAAAAGAACUCGUUGAGAGAUUUGGCAAACCGACUUACUAUGCAGCACCGAGGAUAUGGGAAACGGUCCAAAGCUAUUCUGAAUUUGAGAUACUUGCAAUAACUGCCGAUGAUAAGCGGCUAUGGCUGCCCAACAGCGUCUACUGGAUGGAUCUACAAAAUUCGAUUGAAUCGAUUCGACUGGGAAAACCACUUGGAGGUGUGUUUGGGCGGCGCAUAUGGGGUGGAAGAAGGUACUACAUGGGCGAUGAACUUCUGCGGCAAGGAUUGAACGAGUUAUUCCUGGAUUGGCUUGCAAGCUCUGGUCUCUGGAAGAUAUAUUGUGAGUCUGAAACAUAA